AUUAGUUUUGUAUCUAGAAUUAUCCCUAGAUAAGUAUAAAUAGGAGUAGUCUUAGGCAUUUGUAACGAAGCCAAAAAAAUCAAAAAAGCCUUCUUUCCUAACAAAAUUUUCCCCUCCAAAACUUUCCUUAUCUUUUCAAAACUUCCUGUUCUUUAGUUGAAUCUUCCUAUUUUUAUUUAACGAUCCUGGGCUAGCAUAAGAUCUCCAAAUAAUACUUUUCUUCUGCUAUUCUUCACAUGGUAUCAGAGUCAAAGUUGGCUUCUAGAUAUAUUUGCAAGGUCGGGUUAGUGGUUGAUUCAACUGGUUUCUCUAAAUGGAUUUGGGUGAUCGUGCUAAUGGACUGGGGAUGGAGUUGUUGAACCAGUUCAACUACAAGGUAUGGAAGACUUGUAUGGAGUCAUACCUUGUUGGUGAGGAUUUGUGGGAAGUUUUCAAUGGGAGUAACACAAGUUCUCCUGCUAACGCACCGAAAAAUAGCAAUGCGCAUAAGAAGUGGAAGCAGAUUAAUGUGAAAGCGGAGUUUAUCCUAAAGAGGUUUAUCUCUCCUAAUUUAUUUGAUCAUAUUAUAAGGUGUAAAUCAACUCAUGAAUUAUGGAGGACCUUCGAUCGGCUGUUCAACAAGAAGGAUGAAGCUCGGCUACAUAUUUUGGAGAAUGAGUUAGCUAACACCACUCAAGGAGCUACUAGCCAAACAGAUGGUUGGUGUAUCUAUCAAAGAAGGGGAAGGAAAUUCUCUUGUCGCCGAUAAGAGGAACUUUAAAGGGAAAUCAAGAGAUAACAUGCACUUUCUAUCCUCAAGUGGUUUAAGCUCGCCAGGAAAGAAGGGGAGUCUUCCAGUAACGGUAAAAAGACUUUAAAAUAUUAUAGUUGUGGUAAAGUUGGACACAUAAGAAGAUAUUGUCGAGCCAAAGAGAGCAAUAUGGCUCAAACCAAGAAAGCUGGUGAAGAAGAAGAAAAAGAAGAAGACUGGGGAAAGUACUUUGCAGCGGAGACUCUAUCAAUAAAUGACAUGGCUUCAAUAAAUUUUGAAAGAGACUGGAUCGUGGAUUCAGGAUGUGGACACCAUCUCACUGGACAUCAAUCCAAAUUCUCCACCUUUCGUGAAUACAACGAAUAUGAUGUCAUUAUUACAGCAGAUAAUACAAUCCAUAAUGUGGAGAAGGAAGGCACUCUUGUGAUCAACGAGAAGCAAAAAUACACUAUCACCCUCAACAGUGUCUUUCAUGUUCCAGGUAUGAAGAAAAAUAUUUUCAAUUGCAAAUGUUGUAGAUGCUGGAAACUAUUUGCUAUUUGGCCCACGUGAUGUGAAGUUUCUCCGAAA
Molecule: messenger RNA, 1321 nt
Organism: Nicotiana tabacum (common tobacco)
Lineage: Eukaryota; Viridiplantae; Streptophyta; Magnoliopsida; Solanales; Solanaceae
Source: RefSeq, a predicted model, not a curated record